UAUAUUCCCAAUUUUGUCUGGGCCUUUUCUGACCGUGAAUGCUAUCUAAACAUAAGGGGAGUUUUUUUCCAUCAAGGAGAAAUGAUGAUUGGUGCAUUUUUUCCUCUUCAUAUUUAUUACACACGGGGCAUUUUUCCUGAUACAAAGAUCACAUUUUCUCCUAAGGAAAUUGAUAUAGAGUAUAAGUUUAAGAACUACCAGUUUCUUCUGGCCCUGGUAUUUGCCAUUGAGGAGAUCAAUGGAAAUCCUCGUCUUCUACCCAACACAACCUUGGGCUUUGAGAUACAUAAUAUUGGAUCUACUGAAAAGUAUAUCCUUAUUCGCACCUUUUAUUGGCUCACAAGUGUGGAGAAUCAUCUACUUAAUUACAACUGUGCAAGAAAGAAAAUGUCACCUGCUGCACUCACAGGAACAUCAUGGGCAACAUCUGCUCACAUUGGGACAUUACUACAACUUUACAAAAUACCUCAGCUCUCUUUUGGGCCUUUUGAUUCAACCUUGAAUGACCAAGGUCAGUUUAAUUCUCUCUAUCAGAUGGCUCCCAAGGACACAUAUCUAUCACUUGCCAUAGUCUCUUUGAUGAUUCAUUUCAGAUGGUCCUGGGUUGGUCUGAUCCUCCCAGAUGACCACAGAGGAAAUCAGAUGCUGACAGAUUUGAGAAAAGAUAUGGAGAGUAAUGGCAUCUGCAUAGCCUUUUUGAAAUUUAUCUCUGGAAACAUGAAUUCACUUUCCAAUGAAUUAUGGAAAAACAUGGAGGAGAUUCAGGAAUCCUCAGCAAAUGUCAUAGUUAUAUAUGGGGACAUUGGAUCUUCACAAGGCUUAAUGCAACACAUUGGACACCUGUUUAUGACAUGGAAAGUCUGGGUCUUAAACUCUCAGUGGGAUGCUGUCAGCCAUGCUGAUUAUUUCAUGGUAGACUCAUUUCAUGGGAGUCUUAUUUUUACACACCAUCAUAAAGAGAUGGUUGAGUUUACAAAUUUUAUUCAAAGAGUUAAUCCCUACAAAUACCCUGAAGACACUUAUCUUCCUAAGUUUUGGUAUUUGUUCUUCAAGUGCUCAUUUUCUGAGCUUGACUGUCAACUUUUGGAGAACUGCCAACCCAAUGCUUCUUUGGAGCUACUGCCCAGACACAUUUUUGACCCAGCCAUGAAUGAAGAGAGCUACAAUAUAUAUAAUGCUGUGUAUGCUGUGGCCUACAGUCUCCAUGAGAUGAACCUUCAGCAAAUACAGAAGCAACCAUAUGCUAAUGGAAAAGAAUUAGAAUUCUUCCCCUGGCAGCUCCACCCUUUCCUAAAGAACACCCUUCUGGAAAAUCAUGUGAGCAGUGACACAGUAAUGGAUGAGGGAAGAAACUUAGACUCGGUGUAUGAUAUUCUCAACUUUUGGAAUUUUCCAAAAGGUCUAGGAUUAAAGGUGAAAGUAGGAAACUUUUCUCCAAUUGCUCCCCAGGGUCAACAGUUGUCUUUAUCUGAGCAGUUGAUUCAAUGGCCAAUAAGCUUUACAAAGAUUCCUCAGUCUGUGUGCAGUGAGAGCUGUAGGCCAGGAUUCAGGAAAGCCACCCAGGAAGGCAAGGCUGUCUGCUGCUUUGAUUGCACUCCUUGUGCAGAAAAUGAGAUUUCAAAUGAGACAG
Psammomys obesus (fat sand rat) is the source of this 1630-nucleotide messenger RNA. Its product is annotated as vomeronasal type-2 receptor 116-like. Lineage: Eukaryota; Metazoa; Chordata; Mammalia; Rodentia; Muridae. The transcript has 5 exons. The annotation marks the transcript as partial. Gene Ontology annotation, biological process: G protein-coupled receptor signaling pathway. Gene Ontology annotation, cellular component: membrane. Gene Ontology annotation, molecular function: G protein-coupled receptor activity. The record is from RefSeq and is a predicted model, not a curated record.